This is a messenger RNA of Arachis stenosperma, 1964 nucleotides long. RefSeq names its product pentatricopeptide repeat-containing protein At1g11900-like. NCBI's taxonomy places the organism in Eukaryota, Viridiplantae, Streptophyta, Magnoliopsida, Fabales, Fabaceae. Bases 138 to 1589 code for a protein of 483 amino acids. The record is from RefSeq and is a predicted model, not a curated record. The transcript has 3 exons. Gene Ontology annotation, molecular function: protein binding.
UUAUAAUCUUUAAAAUUGAACAAGAAUUUAAUCGAUCAGCCAUUCUCUUCUUUUUUUGGGCUUCAGAAAAUAAGGUUUGGCCCAAUGCAACCCCAAACACAAUUGACCUAGUUACCUUCUCCAGUUGCUUCUCUGCCAUGGACUUCACAGUUGCCGGGAGAACCACCGGCGCCGCCACUGCGUCCAACCCACCGCCACCCUUCGUGUUGUGUCGUUUGUCUCCUAUCAUCCAACAAGGAGUUGCGUUCCAUUUCUCCUCAGGCCAAAGCGAGACCCUCCUAACAGCCAAGAACCAACUGCCGCUCGCGGCCGUUCCACCCGUGACCGCCGCUUGCGAGUUCAGAUGCGGUGGCUUUGGUGGUGGCCUCCGUAUCAUCUCCGCUCUUGCCCGAAGAUCUGCGUUCGCCACCGUUGUUAAAUCAACAAAGGUCGCAAACGUUCUCUGCCUCCCCUUCACGGUAGCGUCGUCCUCCACGCUGCUUGCUACCACCUCAUCGUUCGUCGCGUUCUUUCUCGCAGCUGCUCCGCCUACGACCGCCGCGUCCGUGAACCAGCAACGCAGCUUUGGUGUCGGUACCAGAUCCAAUAGAUCUUCGUCCUCCACCUUCCUCUUCGCGACGGCGCCGUCCUCGGAGCCGCUUCUGGCCGUAAGUUCCCCAUCGCCGUUGCCCCGAGUGGUGCCAUCAGCAUCCUCACUGUCAAACGCUAUCGCGUUUUUUUCAACAGCGGCAUCUCCUGACAAAGAGAUAGCAGCGGAGAAAGUCUUGAAGGAAUUUCAUGCCACAAUUGAAAAUGCGGCAGCAUCAAGUGUCAAAGAGGCAAGUCAGAAGAAUGACAUAGACGUUUCGUGUCAAGCCUUCAAGAAAUUAUUGCUGUCCUGUAAAUCCCCAACUGCAGCUUCAUGUCUUAGUUUUGCCCAGGCUUUCACAAAAGCCAAUGGUUGUAUUGAGCUACCCAGAUUCAUUAAAGAAGUAUCAGAGAUAACUUGUUCGAGUACAUCAUUUGUAAACAAGAUCAUUUUCGCCCUUGCCAAAAGUGGACAGAAGGAUAAGGCCUUGGUGAUAUUUGAUUAUCUUAAGAGUCGUAACUAUAGUCUUGACUUGGUCACAUAUAAUAUUGUUCUAGAUAUAUUGGGCCGUACAGGUCGUGUGGAUGAAAUGUUUGAUGUGUUUGCAACCAUGAAGGAAGCUGGUUUUGUCCCGGAUACUGUUUCUUAUAAUACUGUAUUGAAUGGCUUGCGGAAGGCUGGAAGAACAGACAUGUGCAUUGUGUAUUUUAAGGAAAUGAGUGAGAAUGGCAUCGAACCGGAUUUGCUUACAUAUACUGCAUUAAUUGAGAAUUUCGGCAGAUCAGGAAAUGCUGAGGAAUCUUUGAAAUGCUUCAGUGAGAUGAAACUGAAGGGGAUCCUCCCUUCAAUAUACAUCUAUCGAUCGCUAAUCAAUAAUUUAAACAAAUCAGGAAAGGUUGAGUUGGCAAAAGAGCUUCUAGAGGAGAUGAAUUCGUCUUCUACUCGUCUAGCUGGUCCUGAAGAUUUCAAGCAUAAAAGAAGACGAAGAAACAGGCUGACCAAAGGUCCCGAAGUUCAUUAGUUAUGUUGGUAUGCUGUUCUCAGUCAUUUCUUAGUUAUAAUAGAAUUGCCGUAGAAAGCUGACCCCAUGCAUGUCUAUGAGGUUGAAUUGUUAGAUAUGUGCAAAGGAAAGUGUAAUAUUGAAUAUUGAUCAAUUCAUUUUGUUCUUUACUUAUUAGAAUGGUCAGCUAAUAGAUACAACUAAUAGAUACAUCCUAAGGAACUCACCUCAGAGAAUUCAUCAAUGAAAUAAUGCUUCUUGUUCUCAAUGGCAUUUAGCUCUUGUUGUAGUGUUUUCAUGAACUGAAAUCACACAAGUAACAAUUUUAUUGUAUCUUCAGAAGAACAAUUUGAUUAAAUGUCAAAGAAAGUAUAUUGUAGUAUUUGACAAACCAAU